GAGUGAUUUAAAGAUUCAAAAAUUUCAUAAUUAUCUGAAAUAAAAUGAUGGUAGAAGAAAGAAACAGUGCCUGUGGUCUCGAAACAGUGAAACGACAUCGUUUUAAUUUCAAAAAGACACCGUUUCUGUUUUAAUUAAUUGCUUUCAAAUCAGUAGAAGAAGAAACAUCGAUUGAGCUUUCUACUUGAAAACCAUCUUUUCCGAUCUAUCGAAUCGGAGCGGCGAAGGAAGGAGAAUGGGUGUCCGUACAAUAUCUCAGGAGGCAUUCGACGAUCUGGUUAGGGAAAAUGUUGAAGAUCUUGGUAUGGAUCCCUCCGAAGCUCUCGAAGACGCUCUCUACACUCUCAAGCUCCAAGGCGUCGAUCUCUUUGGGAUCAUUACAUGUGUUCCUGGAGAAAGUAGCGUUAAGGACAAUCCGGUGAUUGCUUGUUUAGAUAGACUAAAAGAAUUCGACAGUGUUUCAAUAGACGGACCUCUUCGAGAUGAGGUUUUCGAUGAGAUAUCGAGUUUGUUCAAGAAUCUCAAUGAGCUUUGUAGCAGCCAAGAAUCAGGGAACGCUGCAAUUGCGACAAAACAUGGUGCUGUGGAUUUAACUUGCUCGAUUUGUUCCAAAAUCAAGAUAUCUACUAGAAGUAAUCGUGUUCUUGUUCCUUGCUUUAAGGCUUUGGCUGUGUUGAUCCGUGACAUUCAGAGCACAGAGAGAUUCAGGAAUUGUACUGGACCAAAUAUCGUUGUUGAUCUCUUAAAUGAUUCCAGCUCCGAUUCUGAUUUGUUAGAUGCUGGUUUUGCGGUUGUUGCUGCUGCAGCAACUGGUAAUGAAGUUGUGAAACAGUUAUUCAUGGAACUGAAAAUCGAUGAACUUAUUCUGCAAGUGUUGAAUAGAGAGAGUAAAACUACCAUUAGAGCUCUGUACGAUGCUAUUUGUGCUCUUUUGACUCCAGAUGACUUCCGUGUUGUUGCUUCCCAAGUUUAUGGUUAUGCACGAACUUUUGCCAAAUUAGGGAUUGCGACAGCCCUCACUGAAGCAUUACAGGCAGGGAUUGGCUCUGAUAGUUUGGUGUCAGCAAGUACUGCGUUAAAAGCAAUUGCUGUCAAUGAUGAAAUAUGUAAAUCUAUUGCUGAAUCCGGUGGAAUAGAUACACUUCUUCGGUGUAUUGAUGAUAGCGGUGAGCAAGGCAACAAAACUGCUGCUAAGACAUGUUGUUCCCUGUUGUCUAAGUUGGCAGGAAGUGACUCUAACAAGAGUACCAUAGUUGAGAAGCAAGGUCUGGACAAGCUAAUCACACUCGCACUACGAUUCUCUGAUGAUCCUCUAGUCAUACAAGAGGUGAUGUUGAUAAUCUCUAUAAUCUGUCUGAGAUCACCAGACCACGCAGCCAAGGCUAUAGAAGCUGGAGCUGGUGAUCUAGCGGUCCAAGCAAUGAAGAGGUUCCCAGUAGCUGCUCAAAUGCAGAGAAACGCUUGCAACAUGAUACGGAACAUUGCUGUCAGAAGUGCAGAGAACAGAACUAUUCUGCUUGCUAAUGGAAUCGAGAAGCUGAUAAGAACUGCUAAAGCCAACAAUGAGACAUGCAGAGCCGCUGCAACUGAUGCACUGAGAGACCUUGGCCUUGAUAACUACAAUAACUAAGGUCAAUCUUUCUCCAUUGGUUGGUACUCGCAACAACCGGAAUGAAUCCAGUUUUUUUUUUCAAAAAUUUCAUAAACAGUUUGCAUUGAGUUCUCUCUUUUGGGUAGAAGGCAUUCCGAUCUAGUCUUUUUUGCAACGAUUGCUUUUGUUCGAAUGCUUGAACAUGUAGUAAAAUUGAAAGGAAUUGAUUGAAAAUUUCGGUGAAAGGUACUCUAAAUAGUAAAAAAGUAAAUAGAGAAACAGAGGCUUCACAAUGAGAAAUUUUCAUUCAUUCACUAAAAUCAUUCGUUUAGUCAAUGAAUUUCCUUUAUUUAGAAGAAAUCGAUUUUAGUUUGAAACAAGGACAAAAUGUUUGUUUGACUAAAGGGAAGAGAAACAAAGACAAAAUGUUCACGUCCAUGGAAUGAUCGA
This is a messenger RNA of Arabidopsis thaliana (thale cress), 2041 nucleotides long. Its product is annotated as ARM repeat superfamily protein. The coding region runs from base 236 to 1630 and encodes 464 amino acids. Lineage: Eukaryota; Viridiplantae; Streptophyta; Magnoliopsida; Brassicales; Brassicaceae. The record is from RefSeq and is marked reviewed. The transcript is spliced from 8 exons.